UCAGAAAAGUUCAUGUGCGGCCAACAUAGCUGGAAUUUUUAAUGGUACUGUACUACUGCGGUAUUCGUGGUGAUAUACACUCCAAGUCACUGGGGCAGGGACGGCUUUUCUUACGAGGGAGACCGUCUGGACUCUAACCCCGGCCUGCAUCGUCGUUGAACCGGUGAAAUAAUCUUACAAACUUCAGGGGCGCCUCGCGCCGUAGUUCACUCGAACUUCACCGAAACUAAAGAGUUUUACUAGCCGGGCGACGCUCAACUCGGAGCGGGUGGGUCUGCCCCCGGCUGGCAUCAUCAGAGCGACGCGGCACUAACUUGGAACUCGCCAGUAUAUACGGUGCAGGAAGUCCUUCGGACAGGGGAUUGUACCCGGUAUUUUAAAGGGAAAAUGCCGGGGGAGAAGACCUUUAACAUCACCAUAGCCGGGCCGGGGCCUUGGGGCUUUCGACUGGCCGGGGGAAAGGAUUUUAAUACACCACUGUACAUUUCAAAGGUGACUGCAGGAGGGAAGGCGGCCAGUAGUAAAAUUCUCCAGAAUGACUGCGUGACAGCUAUCAAUGGUAUACAGACUGAGAGCAUGACUCAUCUGGAGGCACAGGGGGCCAUCAAGAACACCUUCGGUGAUCUCACCCUCAAAAUCAUGAGAGGGGAGGCCACACUCUGGAAGCCAAAGAUUACGAGGGACGAGACGGACUCCGUGACAAAUGUGUCCCUGCAUGCUGACAAACAGACGUUCGCUCACCCCGGUGCCCGCCACAAUGUAACCGCCAAGCCCUUCGGCUCCCCAGGUCCCAGCGGAGGGCUGGGAACAGCCACCGUGGUCCACAAACAGUUCAACUCGCCGGUGGGGCUGUACUCGGCAGAGAACAUCGCCGAUAGUUUCAAGGGACAAACAGAAGGGAUGAUUGCCGGACGUGUGGGAGGCGAGAUGGCACCACCUUCUCAGAGUUACAGCCAACCAGCCAAGCCCUACACCCCGACCUACCAGGAGCCGCCCUCCUAUGCCCACGGCCAAGCCAGCGCCCAGUACAUCGACAAGGCCGAUGAUGAGGAGAUGAAAUACUCGGGCUACAUGAACCCCGGCUCGCAGUCGCGCUCUUUUAAGAUGCUACAGAACAUGACAGCUGACGAGGAGGCCAACAUGGCUGCCCCUCCCCCCGGUGUGAGAAGCGUCAAGGCUCCAGUGGCCACGUCAGGUGGGAGUAAGCCAGCACCAACACUACCCGUGUGCGUCCGCUGCAACCUAGGAAUAGUCGGACCCGUGCUCAAGGCCAAAGAUAAAGCGAUGCAUCCAGAGUGUUUCACCUGCCACUCUUGCGGCGGCUCGCUCAAAAACAAAGGGUUUUUCACUGUUCAAGGAAAAGAAUACUGUGGCAACUGUGAAAGGCAAGCCCGCAUGGACGCCUCACCUGGGCCCCCGGGGAGCUACACCAAUGGUUCCACCACAUCAUUGCCUCAAGCUCCGGUCCAUCAACGCAGUGCACCUCCUCAAGCCGUUCCUGACAAACCCAGACACCCACAUCCGUCUCCCGUCGUCACGUCACCGCCCCUCAGGCCAGCCAUGAUACCGUCCUACAAGUCCAGGUACCAAGCGCCCCAGAGGGAAGACCCCAACGUCGUCAUCGCCAAGGCCCUCAUGAAGAACCCAGAGGCAGUCAAGUCAUGUCAGGGUAUCGUGCCCAUUUUCACAGUAGAUAAAACGGUAAAACACGAAAUCCAAAUGGGGCCAGAAAGCCCCACCAGCCCUCUCCAGAGAUACCCCCGGGAGCCAGGUGCUCCAGAUGACGGGGUCAAAGUGAUGUUUCUCCCUAGUAAUAUCACUGGCAAACCGACACCAAGUCAGAUCGCCAGCCAAGCCCGUAGCAACCCGACCCCUCGCGUCAUGAGUCAACCACCAAGAGCCCCGGGCCCACCGCCCGCACCUUCCUACGCCAAAUCCAGCCCUCGGCCUGCCCCGACGACGAAGCCUCCGCAGCAGCAGCAUGCUGCCCCGGCAGCAGCAGCCGGGGGUGGGGCCGCGGGCGCGGCAGGACGCACCCCGAUGUGUGACGGCUGUGACAGCAUGAUCAGAGGUCCGUUCGUGUCGGCCGUGGGCCGCAACUGGCACCCCGAACACUUUGUCUGCGCUCACUGCCACGAGAACCUAUCCACCCAGGGCUUCGUGGAGCAGAACGGCAAGGUCUACUGUGAGAAGGACUUCAACAGCCUGUACGCGCCCAGAUGCGCCAUCUGCAGCAGGCCCAUCUCCCAAGGGGGUUGUGUCCAGGCCAUGGGCAACCAGUACCACUCAGACUGCUUUGUCUGUCACCACUGCAAGCAACCCAUCACUGGCACCUCUUUCCACAUCAGUGAGGGAAAGCCGUACUGCAAGAGAGACUACCAGGCCUUGUUCUCUGUCCGCUGUGCCUCUUGCAACUACCCCGUGGAGCCCGGCGACGCCUGGGUUGAGGCCCUGCAGAAGCAGUGGCAUUCCAACUGCUUCACUUGCUCCAAGCCGUCGUGCGGAGUUCCACUAGAGGGCCAGGCCUUCUACGCCGAUCGAGGGCAACCGUACUGCAAAAUGCACGCUCCGUAGGAUGGGAGACCUCACAGGAAAGCAAGAGAAAGACGUCACAACAGGACAAGAGACAACAGUAAUUGGCGAGUAACGAGAAUGCCAAAAAGUAGUAUGCAGUGUUUAAGGAUUAAGUUUGUAGUGAAAAACCAACAUUUUGGAAACCCUUGGCUUCAACUUCAUGAUUUCAUCACAGGCGUCGUAUGAAAAAGUCUGGACUCACAUUGCCCUCGAUCAGCACACAGAGGUCACUGAAGUCACCAGAGGCCUAUCCAGUUAGCAAGUGUGACGUCACUGUAGUUUAAACCACGCCCACUGCACAUAGAGUUACAUGGAACCAUGGAACUGGAAGUUAACGCGCAACUUGUCUAUUCAUGCAAUUGUAGUGUAUAAUUCGUGGUGCAUGCGCGUGUAUGACGAAGCCACUUACAGACCGGAUUACUGAUACAGAGUUUCUUCACUGUUAACCUAAUUGUUUUGAACUACAGUUGUUACAAUGAUGGACAAGUCUGUAAUCACCUCUGUGAUUAGCAUGGCAAGAUGGCCACCGGUGGCUUCAGUCUAAACGAGCGUGGCUUCAGUCUAAACGAGCACUUAGAGUCCAGGGUUUUUAUGACAUCCGUGGAUUUCAUGGCAUUACGAUAUAAAGAGUCUUCACAAUUUGAUCUUGGUUCUGUUUCCCUACGUCUCUCAAACUGAUAAUCGGGAUACAACUAGUAGUGUGCGAGGGUUUAGGAAGUGGACCCAGCCUAAUGUGCUAACAGACAGUGGAAAAUUUGUCAAGACGGUUUGAUGAAGGCGAUACAGAUUUAUGGCCAGUUAUGGCAAAAGGACAGCCAGUCCGUAGUUGCUUGCAAUUCUUCAUGCGCAUUACCGCGAACUAUUGCGACUGCUACGGCUGAGUUUUGGCGGUCUGUUUUGCACAUCGAAAGGGAUUGUUGCUCACAAACGAAAUCUUAGUCCAGGGCUUUUUGAGAAAAAUGCUGUGUUAUCCUCCACGCCGGAGUUCUUUAUCAAACACAGUCGCCGUGAAGCAUUACAGUCAUUGUGUUUGACAUUGUGAUUGUUGUCGGCCAGGUUUUUGGCGCAGCGUUGUAGCCAAGUCCAUCCCAAGUCAUCCAGUCACAAGCUGUUCAGACGAUCUGCGACAGAAGGUAUUCUUUUGUCGUUCGUUCACCUCGUUCCUUGUAACCAGUCUUAUGAACAGAUUUGUGACUGGACUUGUUAAAAGGACUUGUAAUGGGCUCAACGACAAGACUGUUCUGGGGGACGUAUAUUCUCUGAUCAUGCCUGUUCUUGAUCGUCAUGACAUUUCCCUCACUAAUGAACAAUGUGCGUUGUCCUGGUUGAUUGAAUUGUAUUUUAACUGGUGUCAAGUGCAUGGUACCAGUGGUUUCAUUACGUUUCACCCAUUGACCCCCCGGUCUUCCUAUCUUUCACCAGCUGGGGGGGUACUUCUUGAGGAGUUGAUACAGGUAUACACAUGCAUGGGCCCUCUAAGACCGAGAUACUUUAGUCCAGAACAGACCAUCUAGACUCGGCCUGUGAGGCAAUGGCUGUGGCAAGCAUGGGCUGUAUUCAAAAGUAUUGGCUGUGCAAAUAGAACAUUGGCUAGCAGCUACCUCCACUUCUCAAAGACACAUUUUUGCUAUCGCUAGCCGCAGCCAGAACUUAUUGGACCCUUUUGUGGACUGAGAAAGUGUGUUAUUUAAGAUGCAUGCAGCACUGCAUUGUGGGAUCGACGAAACAUUGGACACAGAUUCCCUAUGGAUGGGCCCAAUGGCACCGUGUCAGUGUUUGCAUAACUGGUGCCAAUCCAAUCCAUGGGCCGAUCUCAGAGAGCGGCUAAGCCCAGAAGGUAUUCACUCAGCCAAAGUGGGUUGCCAGCCAGACUUAUAUAUCCCUCUUGCGACUGCUUCCCGGCCAAUGUUUGCUUAGCACUUAAAUUUGCUUAGCAAUAUUAUUGUUUGGCAGCUCUUUAAAAUUGAGCCCAUAUUUGUAAUGAGCAUGGAGGGUUACGCAGCUACAUUUCCGAUAGAAUUUUUGGCAUUAUAAAGAACACACUAACACUUAACAGGAAUUUUGAAUCUCCCAUCACCGAAUUGUUCCAUUUUGUCUCUAAAAUUUCAUAUAUUCAUACUAGAUGGUUGCACUUUUUAGCUUGGAUCUUGACAAAAAAUGGUAAACAGGUCAGUUUUCUUCUGUUUCUAUGUGACAUCACUGGAUGUGAGCCAAAGCAUGCCACACGUCCCUUAUCUCUUUUCAGAAUGUUUAAAAAGUGGGUUGUUCGGGAAGAAUUGGGGAUUUGGGUUCAAUUGAAUGAAAAAGUGGCAUUAUGCUUAAUUUUGUGUUCAAAAAUGGCAUUUUUUUCUUUGUUCAGUAGUAAUAUUAAAAAGGACUGUUAGUCAUAUUUGUGGUAUAUUUGCAUUCAAUGUAAACUCUGCAAUACUAGUUUGAAAGUAAGAAUAACUAAUCAUCACCGACGCUGAAUGUGUUUGACGUAUGCAGUGAACUCUUAUUCUUGUGUAGGUAGACAUUUAUUUCACUUGAAGUAGAGACUAGUUCAGAGUAUGUAAUACACCUUAAGGAGGCUACGGCCAUCUUACCUUAGGUCACAGUCACAGUGAGCAAAGUGCUGGGCAGUUUUCUGUGGUUCUUUGUAGCACGCUUCUGCAAGGCUUUUUGUAGUGCACCACCCAGUGUCUUGGGGUGGAUAAAGACAAUUUGACGCAUAUUCUAUGUUGAACUUGGCACAUGGGCGUGCAAAGUGUAUGAUAUAAAAAGCAAUGCUAUGACAUACGAGUAAAUUUAGAGAGUGUGUUUGCAUAGUGUGAUAUUUAACAAAGGGCCUUGUUUAUUUGUACAUCAGUGCCAACAUAUAGGCUGGUACCCGUGAUGUCAUAGGGCCAGCCCGAUAGGGGUUAAAUUGUCUGGCCUUCAGGUUAUGGUAAAGAUGUCCACCUUAUGAGGUCAGUCCAAAAACCUUCAAACUAACAAAGCUAUUGAAAUCUAUGUCUUCCAGUUUUGAUGUUAGGUUUUGAUGUAUUUAAGAGCUUAAGAAACGGUACAUUAGUCAUAUAUUUUCAAUUGUCGAUUUACAGGUCUUAAUUGACGUUAUUUUGAUGUUUUGCUUGUAUUAGAAUGCAUGUUAUCAAAAACCUGAUGAAAAAAAGGAACUGUAUAGAAAUAAACAAUUUUCUUUUUCAUUUUUGGUCACAUUCAUGAAAUCUUUUUGCAUUAGUGAUGUGACCCACUGAUCAAGCUAGCAGUUACUUAUACCAGUGAGGAAUGAGGUUUUGAAUUGAUCAACAAUCAAUUUACAGUUACCAAUAAUGUUCGCCUCUGUCACCGGACAGAAAUAAAUGAAGGAUUAAGAUUACUUUUUGGAUACUCUGCAACUUUGCAAGAAUGUUUAGCUUUUCAGUAAUCAGUUCCAGUUACUUCUAGCAUUUGUAAGGAUUUGAUGCUGUGUGGUCAGAUUGCCAACCCUGUUGCUAUAUCCACACAAAGGAAAUGGAGAAAGCACCAGCCCAAGUGAAAAAUUAUCAUGUAUUUACAAAUGUCAAACAACAUUCAUGUAACUGCAACCACAUCAUAAUCCUCCAUUUUCUAGUGUUUUUGUCACAUAUUAAUUUUGCUUCAGAUGAAGUGCAUUACUUUUCUGCCAUAAAAAUCCAUAUUUAUGUAAAACUAGUUUGUAGUAGGGUAGACAUUAGCUUCAAGACAAAAUUAACAGUACUGAAUUUUUAUAAAUUGAAUAUUAAUAAAUGACGUAGCAUGUUACUGCAGCGGUGUUUUUUUUUUGGACUUUAUUUUUUCCAUUCUUUCAAGCGUGCGGAAAUUAUCAUAUGCUUUCUUUCGUGACUUGAAUGUGCUUCGAAAUGUUUGCAUUUGUAAACUCCACAUUGUGUAGCUGAAUCUGCUUUGUGUACAUGUUUAAUACAGGCGUUUACAAUAUUGCGCCCCCAAGAGUUUGCAACGCGUUGACCAAUCACAACUCGCAAAAUCUGUUGACCAAAUGCACGUUUGCAACGGGUCGACAAAUUUUACGCGUUGUGAUUGGCCAAUGCGUUGCAAACUCUUGGGGGCGCACUGUAGUGAAUCACCCGUAUUUCUGUGAGAACCUAAGUGCAACAAAUUAUGUAUAUAUUUUUAUUGCUCACUGCAAAUUUUCGUACAUUAAUUUGUGUAAAAUGUAGAAGUCUUUUUAUUUGACAGAUCAUAAAAAUAUGUGUUACUAAAGCCGUAGCAGGGAGUUACACGAGUUCAUAUUUAGAAGGCGUUGUAUUGGAUAGAACAGUGUGGAGUCCUAUGCAAUUUUUACAAUUGAAGAAGGAACCAUGUAAAUUAAAUUGGUGAUGGCUAUGUUAAUUUUUGUUCCCUCUUUUAGAUCAGGGUCUCUGACUGUUGUUGUUAAUUAUUAUAUCUUGUGAUAUAUGGCAAUAACAUUAUUUAUUCCUAACGCUGUAGAGAUGAAUUAUUUUUGCUCUAGAGCUUGCACUACAUUUUAUGUUAUUUAAUUUGCUCAUUAACUGCACCAUCUCUGCCCAGUAGUUGUUUGCCCGCAUUCGGAGUGCCUUCUCUUUUCUUUCAAAUGAUUUAUUGGUUAUCUGUGACUUCCUCAUAUUUUUCUCAAACACUGGUGAUUUCACGCUGAGAGAGGAAGCUUAUAUGAUGCCUUUCAGAGAAAGAAAUUAUAAAAGCAACUUUCGUUCGGACACCAAAAGGCCUCGCGUAACACCAGUGCUUACAUUUACACUGCAAUUAGCACAAUUUUGUGUCCAGAAAUCGAGCCAGGCUAUUGUCACACCUCCUUUGUGUUGGACCCCAAAGGAGAUAUGAUUUUCUUUAUAAUCACAGCCUAAAUCCCGUCAAAGGCUUUUCUUAAUUUACCGAUGAUUAAUAGUUUUCACAUACAAAUUGUGGUACUCUGGAAAUCUGAUUGUUUGGUUCAACAAAGGUGCUCGCUUGAGUUGCGCCUCACGAUUUCAUCAGUUGGAUUUACGUUCUUUUUCGAGUGAUAUGGAAUAAACGGCUCUGAACCAAGUGGA
This is a messenger RNA of Acanthaster planci (crown-of-thorns starfish), 7604 nucleotides long. Its product is annotated as PDZ and LIM domain protein 1-like. Lineage: Eukaryota; Metazoa; Echinodermata; Asteroidea; Valvatida; Acanthasteridae. The record is from RefSeq and is a predicted model, not a curated record.